AUGGCGGAAGAAACAUUCGAAGAUGUAUUAUGCGCGAUUGAAGGAUUGAAAAGACCAGCACAUGCAGCAUUUAAGGCAGGAAAGUUUUUGUGUCCAAAUAAAUUGUGUGUUGAGAAGUUUUUUGAAGAGAGUGGCAUUCAACAUCAUUAUCGUUUGAAACACAAUGCGGAUUUCACACAGACUGACCGCCAAGAAUCCGUAAGGAUGCGGAGACUUUUACACGAGAAAGAAACCAAGGCAUGUCUUGAGCAGUUAUUCAAAGUCCGUCUUUCAAAGGAACACCAUUCUCAAACUGUAAUCAAGGCAAACCAACCUUGUGAAGUUGAUGUGGAAUGUGAAGCUUUAGAGGUGAAGUUCAACUGUUGGUACAUAAAGAAGAAGGAAGGCUCAAGUUGUGUCACAUUUAAGCUGGAAGCUUUCUAUGUCAAACGGGGUCUAAGAUUAAACUCUGAAAUUCUGCCUAGCAACACAACAUUGGCAACCUGCUCUUCAGCAGGUGAUGUGAUGACUCCUGAAUGUGAAGAUCCUCUUCUGUAUGUCCUGCAAAAUGUUUUUCACCAUGAUAAUUUCAAAAGUAACCAGAGAGAAAUAGUUCAAUCGGUAUUAAACAACAAGGAUGUUCUUGCUAUUGUACCAACUGGUGAUGGGAAGUCCAUGUCUUAUUGGAUUCCUGGGAUUGUGAAUUCUGGUGUGACAGUUGUCGUUACGCCACUGAUUGCUUUGUUGCAUGAUCAAGUGAAAACAUUGAAGCACCAUGGCAUACCAGUCUGUUAUGUGACUUCAGCCUUGGCACUAGAAGAAAGAAACUCUGUCUUCCAUGAACUGACUGAAGAAAAUCCAAAAUACAAGUUUUUAUAUGUGACACCAGAGUUUGCCUUAUCAAUACAAGCUGCCACAUGUUUUGAGUCCAUGGUUGAAAACCAAACCUUGAAUAGAUUCGUCAUUGAUGAGGCACACUGUGUCAACACAUGGGGGAACACUUUCCGACCGGCAUAUGGAAAACUUCUAGAAUUGAAGAAAUUCUGCAAACCUAUAGCUGCAUUUACUGGCACCGCUACACAACAGACUGAAGAGCAUAUUAUAGAAGGAUUGGGGCUUACAGAACCAGAUGUUUUUCGAGCUUCUUGUAAUAGAAGCAAUCUAACAUUUUCAGUAAUAAAGAAUGAAAAAAAUUCUAAGGAAGAUGUGGUGCAAUACAUCAUGAAUCACCACCAAAAUCAGUGUGGCAUUGUAUACUGUCUUUCUACAAAGGAUGUUGUUGAGAUGGCAUACAUUUUUAAAACAAAAGGUUUGAAGGCUGUGUACUAUCAUGGAAAGUUAGAUCAUUUUGAGAAAGCAGAUAAUGCAAAAUCUUGGUUUGAUAACAAAGCUUUAAUAAUGUGUGCAACCAAUGCAUUUGGCAUGGGGAUUGACAAGCCAAAUGUGCGGUUUGUCAUCCACAACUCCUUACCUAGAUCCCUUGAAGAUUAUUAUCAGGAAGCAGGUAGAGCAGGAAGAGAUGGAAGUCAAUCGUCAUGCGUGAUCAUGUUUAGAUUUGCCGAUAGAAACAAGCUUAUACAAACUAUCUCUUCAGAUGAAUCACCACAAGCUGAGCAUGUCAAGAGUUCUUUGGACUCAGUCGUCUCCUAUUGCAUGUCAUCAACAUGUAGGAGAAAGUUGAUCAUGGAUUAUUUUCAUGACAAUUCCGAUGUGCAGUGUGAAAAAAAGUGUGAUAACUGUACUAAGCCCAACGAACCACUGAAGAACUACACCCAUGAUGCAGUCUCAUUAUGCGAGUGUGUCAAAGAAAUGCAGGUUUUAUCUCCUAUACUAACAGCUCGACAGAUAGCACUGACAUUUAAAGGAUCAAAAUCGAAACGUGAAGUGGAACAGAAAGGUUUCCAAAAUGUAGCACAUUAUGGAGCUGAGCGCAAUGUCUUCAAAAAUGAUGCAGAUGCUAUUACAUUUAUUCAUCACCUGAUACUUAAAGAUAUAUUGGCUGAGAAAGUUCGAACGGUUUAUAGCAAUUCAACUGCUCCAUUUGUGACACUGGGCAGUAAAGCAGGUGAUUUAAAGGAUGGACUUAUUCAGAUCUCCCUCAAUUUGUGA
Messenger RNA from Dendronephthya gigantea, 2088 nucleotides. RefSeq names its product ATP-dependent DNA helicase Q-like 4A. Gene Ontology annotation, biological process: double-strand break repair via homologous recombination; DNA replication. Gene Ontology annotation, cellular component: chromosome; nucleus; cytoplasm. Lineage: Eukaryota; Metazoa; Cnidaria; Anthozoa; Malacalcyonacea; Nephtheidae. The record is from RefSeq and is a predicted model, not a curated record. The transcript has 4 exons. Bases 1 to 2088 code for a protein of 695 amino acids. Gene Ontology annotation, molecular function: 3'-5' DNA helicase activity; ATP binding; nucleic acid binding.